Messenger RNA from Diuraphis noxia (Russian wheat aphid), 854 nucleotides. RefSeq lists its product as uncharacterized. NCBI's taxonomy places the organism in Eukaryota, Metazoa, Arthropoda, Insecta, Hemiptera, Aphididae. The record is from RefSeq and is a predicted model, not a curated record.
GAUAGACCUUCAACUGCCAUAUAAUUAAUGUAAUGAUAGCACAAAAUCGUUACUUAAAUUCAAUCUAUUUGAGCUUCAUAAAAUACCAUAAACAAAAAGGACAUGACAUAUUUUUAUAAUUUUUGCUACGAUAUUCAUUUCAUUACCAAUACUUAAAGUCAACAGCCUGUGUUAGUAGAUAUUUGUGUUGAAUUUUAUACUUUUAAAUGUUUAUUUUAUAACAAAAAUUCAUUGAUAAAAAUACAAGAAAAUAAUGGAACUAUUUAAGUUCUUAAUUGUGAUUUUCAUUGAAGGUUUUAUAAGGAAUGUGAUGUCUAUUUACAAUCCACUGUUAACCUAUUCGUUACGAUUUAAAAAAAUGAGUGCACUUGACAACAUCACUGGAAAUUUCUCAAUCGACCAAUACCAAGAUAAUCAAUACAUAAAUGGAUAUAUAACUAUCAAUUCAAAAUUAUUAAUCGACAAAGUUAUCGGAAUUUUCUAUCGUUGUGAUGCUGAUGGCAUUAACUGUGAAUACUUUCAAACGUGGACAUUAACAGAUAUCUGUCCUAAACUGAAGGAUAAGAACCAAAUAUGGUCCCGUUGGUACGGUUCGUUUGAUCCACCUAUGGUUUGUCCAAUAGAUAAAGUACAUUAUCGAUUGAUAAAUGGAACAUAUGAUAUUGACCAAGGGGUUCGGUGGUAUUCUGAUAUAGCUAACUAUCAAUGGAAAGUGACUCAAAAAAUGUAUGCUGGUGAUGUAUAUAUCGGUAGUUAUGUGUUCAAAUUGUCAAUAUUCAGUUACAGAAAAAAACUCAAACCAUUGCUUUAACAAUAUUGUAAUGUAUUUAAACAUAAUCAAAUGACAAAUAUUU